GGGGCAAAAGAAAAGAGAAGACAUCAUUUUGCUCUAAAGAAGAUCGAGAAGAAUCAAAGAGGACAAAGUCGUGAGUUGUAGAGUGGUACACUACAGGAUAUCCUUAAAGCUUAAUCGUCUAAAUUAGGGUUAUCAACAAACGGAUUCAUCAAGAUUCUCUCCACCCAACGAUGAAGCUCAAGCAAUUAGAGUCCUUACUCGGUGAAAUUCAGCAGUUCUCCAAUCCAAAGAUUCAGCUGGAGCAGUACCCUACUGGACCUCACAUUGCUUCUCGCAUGUUGUACACCGCAGAGAAUUCUUUUGGAGAUGUUAGUGGCAAGGUAGUGGCUGAUUUGGGUUGUGGUUGUGGUACAUUGGGAGCUGCAGCCGCAAUAUUGGGUGCAGAACAUGUUACUGGAAUUGACAUCGAUCCCGAUUCUCUUGAAAUAGCAUCUUCAAAUGCAGAGUAUCUUGAGUUCGAAAUGGACUUGGUUCAGUGUGAUGUGAAGAACUUGGGAUGGAGAGGUCGGGUUGUUGAUACAAUUGUAAUGAAUCCUCCAUUUGGAACACGACGAAAAGGUGCAGAUAUGGAGUUCCUUUCUUCAGCUUUGAAGUAUGCGUCCAAAGCUGUUUAUUCUUUGCACAAGACCUCAACAAGAGAUCACAUAAAACGCGCAGCUUUGCGAGAUUAUGGAGCCGAAAGUGCCGAGGUUUUGUGCGAGCUUCGGUACGAUGUGCCCCAACUUUACAAAUUUCACAAGAGAAAAGAGGUCGACAUUGCUGUAGACCUUUGGCGAUUUGUACCAAGAAGUCACCGAGAAAAUGAUGUCUAGUAGUGAUCUGCAUGAAGUUUGUGGCACGUCUCUGAUGCACGUAAAGUGAUCACAUCAAAUUUCUGUUGGUGUUCACAUAUUUCUUGCUAAAAAAAUUGUGGUACUUAGUUCUUAGGUCUUAGAAUUCAUUGGAAAAGCCUUCACCCCCUUUCCCCGCCAUUUUCGUUUGUUUAACUGCUUCCCGUCAACGGAUAUGGAAUUUUCAUUGUAAAACAGUAACCCUUGUGAAAAAGAACUGUAAUGGUUAGAAAAGGAAGAAAAGAAAUUCUACGAAGCCAAAAUUUUCGGAAACGAUUUUUUUUUUCCUUUUAAUAUUGUAAGUUAAAUGAAGUAACACCCUUGAAAUU
Messenger RNA from Cucumis melo (muskmelon), 1159 nucleotides. RefSeq lists its product as uncharacterized. Lineage: Eukaryota; Viridiplantae; Streptophyta; Magnoliopsida; Cucurbitales; Cucurbitaceae. The transcript has 9 exons. Gene Ontology annotation, biological process: rRNA methylation. The coding region runs from base 171 to 812 and encodes 213 amino acids. Gene Ontology annotation, molecular function: rRNA (adenine-N6-)-methyltransferase activity; nucleic acid binding. The record is from RefSeq and is a predicted model, not a curated record.